AUGCGAAAGGACCCAUCUCUUCAUUACCUACUGACAACACUUCCUUCAUUAUCUAUCUAUCUAUCUAUCUAUCUAUCUAUCUAUCUAUCUAUCUAUCUAUCUUCUCUUCAUUAUCUAUCGACAACACUCCCACUAUCUAUCUAUCUAUCUAUCUAUCUAUCUAUCUAUCUAUCUAUCUAUCUCAGUCUCUUCAUUAUCUAUCGACAACACUCCUACUAUCUAUCUAUCUAUCUAUCUAUCUAUCUAUCUAUCUAUCUAUCUAUCUAUCUAUCUCAGUCUCUUCAUUGUCUAUCGACAACACUCCCACUAUCUAUCUGUCUGUCUAUCUAUCUAUCUAUCUAUUCAUUGUCUAUCGACAACACUCCCACUAUCUAUCUAUCUGUCUAUCUAUCUAUCUCAGUCUCUAUCAUUGUCUAUCGAUCAAUCUAUCAUCUCCCACAUAUCUAUCUAUCUAUCCCACUAUCUAUCUAUCUAUCUAUCUAUCUAUCUAUCUAUCUAUCUAUCUCAGUUUCUUCAUUAUCUACUGACAACACUCCCUUCAUUAUCUAUCUAUCUAUCUAUCUAUCUAUCUAUCUAUCUAUCUAUCUAUCUAUCUGUUCUAACCUAGAAAGGGUUACUGAAUGA
Acanthosepion pharaonis is the source of this 624-nucleotide messenger RNA. NCBI's taxonomy places the organism in Eukaryota, Metazoa, Mollusca, Cephalopoda, Sepiida, Sepiidae. The record is from the annotation of a GenBank genome assembly.